Adineta steineri is the source of this 3762-nucleotide messenger RNA. The record is from the annotation of a GenBank genome assembly. NCBI's taxonomy places the organism in Eukaryota, Metazoa, Rotifera, Eurotatoria, Adinetida, Adinetidae.
AUGGUAGCUAAAGGAGCACGUGAUCGAUGUUCAUCAUCGUCAACAAAUGCAACAAACACAUCAACAACUACAAAACAAAGACGAGUAUCAUCAACAAGUCAUGAUAAAAAAAAAAUUGCUAAACCAAUUGGUAUAUGUGGUUUUUGUUUGGGUGAUAAUCUUAAAAAUGCAAAUGGUAUUCCAGAAGAAAUGAUACAUUGUGCAGAAUGUGGCAAUUCCGGACAUCCAUCAUGUUUACAAUAUUCAGAAAAAUUAGUUGAAAAAAUUCGAACUAUUCGUUGGCAAUGUAUCGAUUGUAAACGAUGUAUUAUUUGCAAUAAAAGUGAUGAUUCAUUAUUAUUCUGUGAUUUUUGUGAUUCUGGUAUACAUCCAAAAUGUUGUAAUCCACCAUUAAAUACAAUUCCUAAAGGUGAUUUUGCUUGUCAUCUUUGUCAUGAUGAAAUCGAGUUAUCACCAAAAAAAUCUUUAUCGUUAUCACCAACACGUUCACUUAGAAAUAAUCAUUCAAAUAAUGAUAAUACCUCACCAAUUAUUGCUCAACAUAAUGAUAAUGUAUCAAAUUUCUUUUUACCAACUAAUCACAAAAAAAAUCAUAUACGACAACAAUCUGUACAAAAAGCAAUGAAAUAUUUACGUGAUAAAAAAACUCUAACAUCAUCAAAGAAAAAAUUACUUAAAAGACUUCAUUCACCUAUAUUAGAUGUUAAAUCAAGUAAAGAAAAUAAAGAUGAUUUACUAACAAAAACACAACGAAUAAAAAGAAAAUUUUCUAAUGAAAAUUUAUCUUCUAGUCCUCAAACAAGUACUCCUUUAUUAACACGUCAAUUAUCAAAUAAAAAAUUGUUAACUAUUGAACCUAUAACUCCACCUCAUCGAGUCAGUCGUCGAUCAGAUAAUCAUUCAAUUGAAGAAUUAAAUAAAACAAAUUCAUCUCGAUCUAUUACAAAACGAACACAUUCAACUAAUUCUAUGUCACCUAUUUCAACAACAUCAUCAACUAUCAAUAAACGAAUAAGAAAAGAUUCAUCGACUUUAAAAAAUAAAAAACGAAAAGAAAGUCAAACGGAAGAUGAACUAUUAGAUAAUGAUAAACAUAAAAUUACUUUAAAUUUAUCUAAAUAUAAAAAUCCUCCAGGAUUUCUCAAUGAUCCUCUUCCGGAAAAUAUUACCGAACAUGAUGUAUAUUUAUUUCUUGAAUCCCGUGCAAAUUCCGCAAAACUCAUAACAGAUUGUUCUGAGAAAUUUCAUCAUUCAAGUGAAUGUAUUGAUGAUAAUGCAACAAAUACACGUUGGCCACCUUAUAUUGUCUUUGGUUCAGAUUUAUUAAAAACUUGGUAUUCAUCAUCAUAUCCACAGGAAUAUGCACGUGUACCACGUUUGUAUAUAUGUGAAUUUUGUCUAAAAUAUAUGAAAUGUGAACAAGUAUACGAUCGACAUCGUAAAACAUGUACAGCUUUUCAUCCUCCAGCAAAUGAAAUUUAUCAUAAAGAUGAUCUAUCUGUAUUUGAAGUUGAUGGAAAUAUCAAUCGAUAUUAUUGUCAAAAUUUAUGUCUACUUGCAAAAUCAUUUCUUGAUCAUAAAACACUUUAUUAUGAUGUUGAACCAUUUUUAUUCUAUGUUUUAACUAAAAAUGAUGCUUAUGGUUGUCAUUUUGUUGGAUAUUUUUCCAAAGAAAAACAUUGUCCACAAAAAUAUAAUCUAUCAUGUAUAACUGUUUUACCUAAUUGUCAACGUCGUGGUUAUGGACGUUUUUUAAUUGAAUUAAGUUAUUUAAUUUCACAAAAAGAAGGACAAUUUGGAACACCUGAAAGACCAUUAUCAACACUUGGUGCUCAAACAUAUGAAGCAUAUUGGAAAAUAAAAAUUAUUGAACAAUUACUUAUUUAUUAUAAUGAAAAUAAUACGAAAUGUUUAUUAAAAACAAUUAUGAAUGAAACAGGAAUGGCUGUUGAUGAUAUUAUUGAUACAUUACAAAAUUUAGGUGUUUUAACAAUGAAAUCAAAUAAAAAACCAGCUAUUACUGUCGAUGUAACACAAUUAGAAACAAUGAUAAAAACUGAAAAAAUAAGACAUGCACAUUGGGUUUCAGUGGAUAGUGAAUAUCUUCGUUUUACACCUGUACUUACACAUCUUUUAUUAACAAAUGAAGAAAAAGCUGUAGAAAAACAAGUCAAAGAAAUACAAAUUGUUUUUAAAGAAAUUGGUCGUGAAGCAGCUGAAGCUGCAUCAUUAUCAACUGAAUUAGCUGAUGGUUCAAAUCUUAAUGAAGGUGUUCGUUACAUUCGAAGACGAAAAUUUGGACAUAAACGUCGUUCACUUAUUGUCAAACGUCGAACACCAGUUAGUAAAAAAUCGACGAAAAAUGAUUCGAUGAUAACUCAUAAUGAUAGUUGUGCAAUGGAUGUAAUAACAAAUGGUGGUGAUGAUGAACAUUCUCAAGAAUAUAAACCACGCCGACCAAAACCAAUAAUAAAUGAAUCGAUUAAAGAAGAAAUAGAAGAACAAGAAGAAGAAAAUAAAAAUAUUGAUCCAGUAAUAUCUCCACCGAAAAUUCCGAUCAAACAAACAACACUGAAACAAUUAAAACUUGAUCAAUUUCUUAAAGUUGUUCAACCGCCAACCAUAGAUUCAUUUAAUGAUGUAAAAUCUGAAUCAAAUCAUGUAUUACCAUCAGAUUUAGAGACUAAAAAUGAUGAUGAUAAUGAUGAUAUUCAUUUACAAACAAGAAGAAUAACACGAAAUACUCGUUUACAUUCAACAUCUGAAACUGAUCUUAUUAAAAAUGAAAAUACAACCUCAUCAGAAACUUCAAAUCAAUCUGAUCUUAAUCAACCAAAACUGUUAGUCAGAGAAGUAAGUGAUGAAGGUCUUUCAAAUGGAUCAUCUCAUGAUGGUUCAACGACAACAGAAGCUUCUUUUUCAUCGUCAAUACUGAAUAUGGAUCAACCAUCAUCAGAAAGAAAACAAGCCUUACCCACAUCAGAUGUUCAAUCUUCAAUCGAUGAUACAAUUUCACCAUCUAAGACUAAACUUGAUCAACCAAUUUUAAAUCAUGAAAUAAGUGUAGCAACAACAAAUGCAUCUGAAACACCUUCGUCACUAUCAGAUAUUCUUGCCAAUCCAUUUCGAUCGACUUCACCAUCUAUCAAUGGUACUGAUGACGAAAGAAAAAUUGCGUGUAUCGAAUCUCAAUUGAAAACAGAUACAAUCGAUACAAUUAAUAAUAAUAAUCAAGAAGUCGAAGAAGACGAACAAGAUUCAGCUUCACCAAUAAAUCAAUUUGAAACAACAAUCAAACCAAUUGAAGCAAGUUCUGAUGAAGCACCACCAAGUUUAACAUCACCAACAUCAAUGGUCAUUUCACAAUCAAAUCAUUAUAAUUAUUCAGCAAGAAGUAAACAACAACUACCACAACCACAACAGCAAAGCAUAACAAUAAAUAAUUUUAAUACUUCAACUAAUAUGACUUAUAAUUUUAAUAAUCCAUCAUAUGUAUAUCCAUAUCCACCAGCACCAGCAUAUGGUAUGCAACCAUAUUAUUAUCCAUCACCAACAUCAAUGGAUUAUUUGCCUUAUUAUCCCGCACCUUCAUCGUCAGUUUAUCCUUCUACCGAUUCAGUUUACAAUACUUCGUCAGAACAUCAAUCAUUUUAUGCAACGAAUGGUAUGAAUACAAUUUCAUAUAAUAGUAAUGGAACACCAUCAUAUAAUUAUCCAACAGCACCACCAACCUCGACUACAUCUGCAUCUCAACAACACUAG